Messenger RNA from Panicum hallii, 1765 nucleotides. Its product is annotated as probable trehalose-phosphate phosphatase 1. Gene Ontology annotation, biological process: trehalose biosynthetic process. The record is from RefSeq and is a predicted model, not a curated record. NCBI's taxonomy places the organism in Eukaryota, Viridiplantae, Streptophyta, Magnoliopsida, Poales, Poaceae. The transcript is spliced from 12 exons. Gene Ontology annotation, molecular function: trehalose-phosphatase activity. Bases 398 to 1504 code for a protein of 368 amino acids.
CUCUUCUAUAUAUAGCCCUGGCAUCGACGCCAUUCUCCUCUCCUCCAUCCUCCUCUUCCUCCUCUCUCGGGUCUCGGCGAAUUGGAUCGCGCAUCUCGUGUUCAUUUCAACUUUCAAGCCCUCCAUUACAUUAAGUGGUUCUUUCUGAAUAUCAAAUCGCAACAGAGCUGGGUUUUUAUGGCCAUCCCUAUGAAGCAAUCCGGAUUCCUGGUAUAGAUGUUUCCUUGUUCUGAACAUGAGAAGUUCUCAGGUAUUCUGCUGUUGAUGAACUGCCUCCACACCUGCAGUGACAAGAAAACGCUGAAGAAGUGGUUUUUCAUCGACAAGACAGUAGGCUGAAUUCAAUAGAGAGAAAGAAACAACACUCGACACAGUUUUUUUCCUUGAUUCAUCCCCAAUGGAUAUGAGCACCAGCUCACCUGUCAUCACCGAUCCGGUAUCGAUAAGCCCCCCACUGUUAGGAAGCUUGACGUCAAACCUGAUGCCGUUUUCAGUCAUGUCCGGAGGCUGCUCCAGUCCCGGCAUGAACGUGAGCGCCAGUAGGCGUACGAUCGAAGAGGUCCUUGUCAAUGGCCUGUUGGAUGCAAUGAAAUCCUCAUCGCCGCGCAAGAAGCACAAUCUUGCCUUCAGCCCGGGCGACUCACCUGACGAAGAUCCUGCUUAUACUGCAUGGAUGUCAAAAUGCCCUUCUGCUCUGACGUUCUUCAAGCAGAUAGUAGCCAAUGCACAGGGCAGGAAGAUUGCUGUGUUUUUGGAUUACGACGGUACCUUAUCACCUAUAGUGGACGAUCCCGACAAAGCAUUUAUGUCCCCCGCGAUGAGAGCUGCUGUGAGAAAUGUUGCAAAGUACUUCCCUACAGCAAUUGUCAGCGGAAGAUCCCGCAAGAAGGUGUCUGAAUUUGUAAAACUGAAGGAACUAUACUAUGCCGGAAGUCAUGGGAUGGACAUAGUGACAUCUGCAGCAGAACACAAUACUGAAAAGGGCAAAGAAGCCAAUCUCUUCCAACCUGCUUUCGAGUUCCUUCCUAUGAUUGAUGAGGUUUCCAAAUCCCUCUUGGAGGCCACAAGUGGAAUUGAAGGUGCGAAUGUUGAGAACAACAAGUUCUGUGUAUCUGUACAUUACCGCAACGUAGCAGAGAAGGACUGGGAAGUGGUUGCACGACUCGUAAACGAAGUCUUGGAGGCCUUUCCUCGUCUCAAAGUGACCAAUGGGCGAAUGGUUUUAGAGGUUCGUCCAGUGAUCGACUGGGACAAGGGAAAGGCCGUCGAGUUCCUGCUUCAAUCGCUCGGCCUAAACGAUUCUGAAAAUGUGAUCCCCAUCUACAUCGGAGACGAUCGAACAGACGAAGACGCAUUCAAGGUACUUCGAGAGCGGAACUGUGGAUAUGGAAUACUAGUUUCGCAGGUGCCCAAGGACACCGAAGCCCUCUACUCGCUGAGAGACCCAUCUGAAGUGAUGGGGUUCCUCAAUGCCUUGGUGAGAUGGAAGAAGCACUCACUGUGACAAAACCGAACAAUACGAUUGAUUGAUCCGGAAGUCGUGAAAGUAACUGUAGUUCGUGCGGCGGCAAUUUUGUAGAGUUGGACACAACGGGUGGCUCAUUCUUUCAUGUCUGUCAUUGUUUUCUUUUGUUUGGUUCGUGUUCCUUGCCGCUGAGAAAUGAUCAGUGGUUGCCUCACCCUCCUGCAACUGUAAUUUGUAAGCAAGAGGGGCCCCUUUUCCUGUUCAGUCUGGUGAAUAAAACUGAGACGCUUAACUUUUUUA